UUAAAUAAAAUGUCAAAAAAUUUUGAACCCCAAAAUUAGAGUGAGAGAGUAGAGAGAGAAAGGGUUGAUUCUAGUUCGGUCUUUCUAUUUCCGUGAAAGAUACGAACUAAAACCUAGAAUUUUGAAUUAAUUAUUUCUCUCUCCCUCAAAAUUUGAGCUCAAAUAGCCUUUUUUUUGGGUAUUUUUUGGAGUUUGAUUUUUGAGGUUCGGGUUUGGAACCUGGAAAAUGAGCAGCCGAAAAGAAGAGGAGCGAAACGAGAAGAUUAUAAGGGGACUCAUGAAGCUCCCUCCUAAUCGAAGAUGCAUCAACUGUAACAGCUUGGGACCUCAAUAUGUUUGCACAAACUUUUGGACUUUUGUUUGCAUAACUUGCAGUGGAAUACAUCGUGAGUUUACUCAUCGCGUGAAGUCAGUUUCUAUGGCUAAGUUUACUUCCCAAGAAGUGGAGGCUCUUCAAAAGGGUGGUAAUCAGCGUGCCAGAGAGAUAUUCUUAACAGCAUGGGAUCCACAAAGGCAUAGACUUCCUGAUAAUAGCAAUGUCAACAAAGUUCGUGAUUUCAUUAAGGAUGUUUUUGUGGAUAAAAGAUAUGCCCUGGAUAAGUCAUCUGACAGACCUCCAAGAUAUACACAGAACGCAAAAGGCCUGGAAGAUGAGACAAGGCGAGCAAGUUCAUACCAUUCUUAUUCACAAAGUCCACCGUAUGAUUUUCAGUAUGAAGAACGUCGAUAUGGGAAACAUGCUUCCGGACUCACUAGAAAGCCUGGGUCAGAUCGAGGCCUGUACGGAGGAAAGCUGUCUAGUUUCUUGAGUCCUGGCCGUGCUAGUGAUCGUGUAUAUGAGGACAUGUUUGCAAAUGAAGGGUCUAAUCCCAGAGCUUCGGACUACUCUGUUUCAAAUGGUGGCUACUCAUUGGGGUCUGAUGUGCUUUUGCCUUCCUCUCAGAAAGACAUUGGAAGACCCUUUAGUGCAGAGUCAAAAGAUAGUUCAAGUGAAUUUGCGCUGCAUCGUACAGUUUCCAACCACUCAGAUGCAUACACCAAUGGUGGAAGAAUGUUGCAUCCACAGAGAACUGCAUCUUUAGGAAGCUUUGGAUCAUUUGAUAGCAGUUCCAUGCCUUUCACAUCAGUAAAUUCUUUUAACUUGCUGGAAAUUGCCUCAGAAUCCGAACAAUCUGCUGAGACUUCCCAUAACAAGUUGUCGUCUACGCCUUCUCAACCACAGUGUUCAAUAUCUGGGAACUUUGAUGGCUUGGAUCUUUUCAGUGCACCCUUUGCACCUCAAAAUGUUACUUCUGCAUCUCUAGCAGCUUGUAUGACAAAAUUUCCAGAGUCAUCUCCAGCUCAAUCAGUUGAUUUGUUCCAGCAAUCUUCUAUUCCUUCAGUUCCAACUCUCAUUUCACAUCAACCAUCUCAAACCCUCCCAUCUUCUUCUUUAGACUUAUUCGCUGAGAUGCCUCAGCAGCAAUUCUCUGCAUGUUACAAUGGAAAAUUCUCCAAGGCAAUGUCAAAAAAUGAAGGAUGGGCAACAUUUGACAUUCCUCAGAACACAUCAUCAAUGGGAAUUGAAAAUUCUACCUCUGCAACAAAACCAUCUUCUGACAGGAGUUUUCUAGGAAACAUAGAUUCAGAAUCGCUUGUGCAUAAGCCAUCCUCUCAGGAUUCUUCUGAUCAUCGGCCGUCUCCAGACAUGUCUACUUUAUGGCAUGAAGGUGCACAAAAUAUUGAAGUAACCCCAAAAGUAGCGAGCAUUCAAUCAUGGAAUGCAUUUGAAGAUUCCAAAAGAGAACAGAUAAUCGAGAACACUGUCGAUAGUGAACCAGUCGCAACCCUCCAUACUUCAGAUGCUAAUCAGUAUCUUGGAUUUAGUAACUACGAGGCUCUAGGUAAUGAUUUAAUUCAAAGAAGUGCAAAAAAUGGUGGACCCUCUUUAUCUAGUAUAUCAUCACAUGCCAGUGUGUUGUUGCAUGAUUUCCACAUGCUUCCUUCAGUGGAUGGAUUACAUUCAAAUCUGACAAAUCACAAGUCUUUCAAUCCAUUUGAUCUUCCCGAUGAUUAUGACGUGGAAUCUAGUAAUAUGUCUCAGUUCUGGGACAUGAGUUCUUUGCAAUCGGCACUUCCAAAUAGCAGUAUACCAACUUCUGAUGUUGAUGGUGUGACUCAGUCUUGGUUUCCCCAAAAUCCAUUUACAUCCUAUGUUCCUGGUGAAGUUUCAUUUGACCCUCCCAUUGGCUCUUUGGGACUUAUAGGACAAGCACCAAGCAACCAGAUACCGAAUGUCCCUGCACAAGGCCCUGUUGUAUCAAUUGGAGGAAAUCCUUUUGCAUAAGAUUCAACUUGUUAUUUUUCUAGCUGAUCUUGCUUCUCUUCGUGGACUCCAAACUGAUGAGAGUUCUUUCUCCGGCGUCGGCAUUCUUUGUGUGGCUUUGAAAAUUAUGUGCCAUUGGUGUGGAAACUUGUUUAGAUUUACCAGUCGAACUCCUGAGGUUUGUAUUAUUAUUAUUAUCUUACCAUUCUGACUGUAAAUGUUGCCGCAGCAGCAGCAACUUGUAUUGGAUUUGUCCAAUUCAAUUUAUGGCCGUGAGAUAUUCUUAUAAUGGUAGUAGUGCCUGUAUCCAUCCCUGGUUUCCUCUUUUGAA
Olea europaea var. sylvestris is the source of this 2636-nucleotide messenger RNA. Its product is annotated as probable ADP-ribosylation factor GTPase-activating protein AGD14. Bases 227 to 2326 code for a protein of 699 amino acids. Gene Ontology annotation, molecular function: GTPase activator activity. NCBI's taxonomy places the organism in Eukaryota, Viridiplantae, Streptophyta, Magnoliopsida, Lamiales, Oleaceae. The transcript is spliced from 13 exons. The record is from RefSeq and is a predicted model, not a curated record.